AUGAGUCCUUCAAAUUCCGAUUCCCCAAGUUCUGGACCCCCAGAAAGCUCAAGUCCAAAGGAAAAUAAACCACCUAGUCCUUCCAAGCACCCAGAGAAACACGAAGACCCCAUUAAUAACCCAGAAAGCCAGGAUCAUGAGAACUCCGAGAAUCCAGACAAAUCUAUUUCGUUGAAAAAUGUCCGCUCCGCCAAAAAAGCGCUGGAGCUUCUCGCACAAACCGAAAACCUUGAGAUUGAGGAGUUCAUCGUGUUGACAGACGUCACAUUGAAAUUAGGCAAUUCCCGUUGGAACCUGCUAGGUUCCCAGUACCCAAAAAUCCGCAAAACCUUUUUGCCCGAGCAAGGCAUUCUUGAAAUCAAGAUGCCAAAAUGGGCGCACGAAGUGAUUAUUCCUUGGCUGGUGAUUUGUGAUCGGAUAUGGAAUAGUGAGAUGGGCCUUUAUAAUGCCGCUGAGCGCCGCGAUUUUAUGAUAUACGCAAGUCCACAGAUCGAUUUUGGCCAAAAGAAGGAACCUGAUGCCCUAUUGAUCUCAAAACGAGCUCCCUCUACCUCCCCGGGAAAAUCGCCACUCCCAAGUAUCGUUGUCGAGAUCGGUUUUAGCCAGAGCUAUAAAAGUCUCAAAGAAAAUGCCCGAAGGAUUCUCAUCGGAGCGUCCCCUACAGCACAGCUCGUGAUACUAGUGAAGUUCUUUUGUCGCAACCCCGGGAUUGCCAUUCGUUUAGAAGUCUGGAGACUAAAUGCGGCGGGAAUUCCCAACUGCGAUGAGGAGCGAAACAUUUUUCCAAUUCAACAAGAGCCACCCACCUAUUUACGUUACCCGUGCCGAGCUUUUUGGAUCAGGUCUGGUGUUCCCAACCCGAAAUUCCAGGGAUCUCUUUCCCCUCGACUUCAACGACCUGCGAGACAUCAUUCGAAUCACUUUAGCCCGGCAAGGUCUCCGCCCACACCCAUGACAAGGAUUUUCUCAACAUCGACCACGCUCCAUCUUGAUUCCACCGUCAUGCUGGAAACUUAUUAG
Molecule: messenger RNA, 1020 nt
Organism: Penicillium taxi
Lineage: Eukaryota; Fungi; Ascomycota; Eurotiomycetes; Eurotiales; Aspergillaceae
Exons: 2
Coding region: 1-1020 (339 amino acids)
Source: RefSeq, a predicted model, not a curated record